Molecule: messenger RNA, 2146 nt
Organism: Coffea arabica (coffee)
Lineage: Eukaryota; Viridiplantae; Streptophyta; Magnoliopsida; Gentianales; Rubiaceae
Product: ethylene-responsive transcription factor ERF056
Biological process (GO): regulation of DNA-templated transcription
Cellular component (GO): nucleus
Molecular function (GO): sequence-specific DNA binding; DNA-binding transcription factor activity
Source: RefSeq, a predicted model, not a curated record
AACCAUAUGCAAGAGUGGACAUCUUAAGUGAGGCCACAGAAAAAUUUGAGAGUUUUUUUUUGUGCAUUUGCUAAUUUUCCUUCUUUUUCCUUUCCCCCUUCUUUAUAACAUCCCGCUUCUGAGAUCCCUUUCUGUCAUCGUCUGUCUUUCAAGAAAUUUGUUGUACUGCAAAAUUUUAAGGGUUGGUUUGUUUUUUUCUUGAUUUUGAACUCAAACUUCAGCUGCAGAAAAUCUCAAAGCAAACCCCCUAUAAGGGUGUUUUUGAAAGCCAGGUGAUUCAGAAUAGAGAUCCAGUUUUCUCUUGUAACUUUGGUAUAGUUUCUUGUAGCUCUUCUUUUGCUUCUAGUUUGAUUAAAACAACUAAGAGGGUCUUUUUUUUUUUUCCCCUAUCCCUCAGGUGAGUUUUGGUUUCUUGAUCUUUCAUUUUCUUGAAGGUACAUAUAUUACUAGUACUAUCAAGGAUACCAAAAGGUUCUUUAUUUUGAAACCUGUUUGAUCCUUUUCUUUUCUUUCUUCCUCUCCUACCACCUGUUUCAUUAGUUUUUUGGUUCACAAGGACUUGGUUGUUAGUUUUUCACGAACUUUUUUUCAGCUCAGAUCUCUUUUUUUUUUUUUUUUUUUGAAUUAUUGAUCUCAGUUAUGGCAACUGCUAUAGAUAUCUACAGUUACAGUAAUCCUGUUUUCUCAUUAUCAUCAGAUCCCUUGAGGGAAGAGCUGAUGAAAGCACUCGAACCUUUUAUGAAAGGUGCUUCUUCUUUGCCCUCCUCUCCUACUACUACCUCUUCUCCCUUUUCCUCUUCUUCUUCUUCUCUUUCUCCUCCGUCAACUUCUUCUUCUUCUUCUUGCUCUUCUUACUACCCUUUUGACUCUUCUUCUUUCUCUUCUGAGCCCAACAUGUACUCUUCUUUUACCUCAUAUGUUCCAACCACAGCCCACAUGUUUUCUCAAGGGUUGUCUAGCUUUGAUGAGAUGGGAUUUGAUGAGCAAUCAGGUGGUGGUUCAAUUGGGUUAAACCAUCUGACCCCAUAUCAGAUCCUUCAAGUCGAGGCUCAAAUCAAACUUCAAAAUCAACAACAGCAAUACUUAGCUGCUCAGUCCCUCCAAAACUAUAGCUCAACAAGGCAAUUGCAGCACCAGAAUCAUUCCCCCUUGAGCUUUCUUGGCCCAAAACCUGUCCAAAUGAAGCAAGUCGGAACUCCUCCAAAACCCGCCAAGCUUUACAGGGGAGUUAGACAGCGACAUUGGGGCAAAUGGGUAGCUGAAAUCAGACUCCCCAAGAACAGAACUAGGCUUUGGCUUGGAACCUUUGACACAGCUGAAGAAGCCGCCUUGGCCUAUGAUAAGGCUGCUUAUAAGCUGAGAGGAGAGUUUGCUAGGCUUAAUUUUCCAAACCUUCGGCAUCAAUUAAGCCAAGAUUUUGGUGACUUCAAACCUUUGCAUUCCUCUGUUGAUGCUAAACUUGAAGCCAUUUGUCAAAGCUUGGCCGAUUCUCAGAAACAGGGGAAUACAGGGGAGCAGCAUCAGAAGAAGGUUGGGGUACAGACAAUCCCAAAAGUGGAAAACACCUUUGAUGAUUCAUUGAACAGUGAAUAUGUCUAUCCAGGAAAUGAGGAUGUUAAGGUGGAGGAGACCUCAUCAUCAUUAUCACCUUCAAGAUCUGAUGAAACAUCAUCACUGGAAAUGUCUUCACCUGAAUCUGAAAUAACUUUCUUGGAUUUUGCUGAGCCCACUUUUGACGAGUCAGAGAAUUUCUUGUUGCAGAAGUUCCCCUCAGUGGAGAUUGAUUGGGCAGCUUUAUAAUUUACUAUAUCUAAUACAUGUAUUAGUUUUUUUUGUUUCCUUUUCUUUUUCUAGUCAAGAUUUUAAUAUUGUAAUAAUCUAGAGUAUCGUAGAGUCUGAACUAUGGCUUUCCGCAAUGGGUUUUUUGACAUCUGCAGAAGCCAGUGAUUAGUGGUGGUGCUGAAGUGUCUAUUCUGUCCAUAUGUGGUCUGCUGGCAUUUUUAUCUAUGCAUGACCAAGUGGAGAUAUUUCUAUCUGCAUGCGUUUGGUUUUGUAGUUAAUGUAACCAAGCAUAUCUAUGCAUGUAUAAUGUACUAUCAGCCUUGUUUAAUGUAAAUUAUGGUGUGUGCUAUAUUUCUUUUGAUUA